Paramecium sonneborni is the source of this 1559-nucleotide messenger RNA. The record is from the annotation of a GenBank genome assembly. NCBI's taxonomy places the organism in Eukaryota, Ciliophora, Oligohymenophorea, Peniculida, Parameciidae.
AUGAAUAACCCACUCUCUUGUUCUGAUCCUUUGUUCAAUUUGUUUAAUGGAGGCUUAGGAUGCUCUCUGAAUGGAUGUGGCUAAUACAAUAAAUGUUUAUAAGUGCUUAAUGAAAAAUAUAUUGAGACAACAGGAUGUUGUCGUAUGAAAAUUUUAGAGCCAAAUUUUGUGACAGUUUUUGUUUAUAUAUUGAUUGUCCCAGUAAUAGGAAUAGCUAGUUUGGGAGCAUUAGGAGGUAUAAAUAUAGUAAUUUUGAUUUUAGGAGGAAUUGUAAAACGUCCAUUCCUCUAAGCAAUUCUGAAUUUUGAUGCAAGUAUAGCAGGGGAUAUUACUGCUUGCCUUAUGAUUAGUGCUUAAAUAGUAAAUAUGGUGUUCAUAUUUCUCUAAAAGUAAUUUUAUAGAUUUAGAAAAAUAGUCAUCCAGAUGUGCCAGAAAGACCAGUUAUCAACUAUGAUAUAGCAAUAAUUUAUACUUUAGCUAUUCCAAUUGGUUUGUGUCUAGGAAGUGAUUUAGCAAACUUUCUACCGUUACUACCAUUACUUUCAUUUCAAAUUCUAUUUUUUUUAGCAAUCUCCCCUAUUUUAAUAUAUUAUGGUAGAAGAUAGAAUGAAUUGGAAGAUGGAAAGAUUCAGAAUAGUAGUUUGGUAAAUGAAUCAGCACUUUUAACUGUAUCUUAACAAUAGAUUUAAAAUCAUAGUGAAUAUUCUGAAAGUUAAGCCAAACUAUACAAAUAGCUUUAUGCUUAAUAAUGUUAAAGAUUUCCUUUAGUACCUAUUUUGAUAACUUUAGGAAAUUUUGUGAUAAAUGAGGUUGAUUUUUUUAUUAAUUAUUAGCUUAUAUUAUUGUUAAGAUCUUCUCCAUAUCAAUAUUCUCCAUAUUUCUUUCCUAAUGGAGAUCUAAAUAAUAAUUAUAGAGAUAAAGGUCCUUGUGAACCUUGGAACUUUUAUAUGGUUCUUUUGUUGACUGCCGUUAACUUUUUGAUAACAGGUUCAGUUUACUUUUUUAUGAGAAAAAAGGAAUUGUUAAAAAAUACAGUAAACUUUUAUCCUCAUGAACGUUACUUUACACCAGUAAGAAGAUUCUUUUUUGUUUAUGCAGCUGGAUUUCUAACAGGAUUUGUAGCUGGUUUUGUAGGGAUGGCUGCUGGAUUAACAAUGGUUGUAACUAUGGUUUAAUUUAAAUUGAUUGCAGCAGUGGCAGGUGCAACAGCAAAUUAUUGUUAUUUUUUAAUUUGUAUUUAAGUGUAUACAAAUUUCCUUGUUGGUGCAUCUUAAAGUUAAGGUUUAGGUGUUGGAGAAUAAUUCUUUUUUUAUGCUUUAGGAGUAUUGAAAUAAUUAAAAAUUUUAUAGGUUCUAGCAGUAUUGACAUUUACAAAUUAUGGAUAUAAAUUAUUAGUUAAAUAUAAUAUAGGUCAUAUUAUAUUUUAUAUUGAUCUUGCAAUUGUUGUUUUAAAUAUAAUUGGAAAUAUUGCAUCGGGUCUUGAAACUGGUUACCGGGAUGGUUUCCGUUCAUUGGAGUAACAGCCUUCAACAUGUGGAAAUUAUGUCUUAGAUAACUGA